AUGCUUUAUUUUAAUUACACAUUUAUUAAUUUUGAAAUGAUUUAUUCUCAGUAAACAUUAUAAGAGAACAAAGAAAUGGAUUUACAAGGUAUUGAUACUUCUGAGCACCCUUUAGCUCAAUUAUAAUCCUUGAAAACUCGGUACAACCAAGAACGAUAAGAGUUUGUGCUUUUUAUGCAAGAGUACAUUGUAGAUUGCCUUACUUAUGAAAAUCAAGAGAUUGGAGAUGAUGUUGUUUAAACAAUAAAAAAUAUAUGUUAAAAAAUGGUGCUUAAACCCUUAUGGAAUUAUGAAGAUUUAAUUGUGGAAUUAGAGCAGCAACUAGAGACCUAGACACGUAUGCAAACACUUUCUAUUUUUAAUAUUUUUAGACGAUUAUAUCGUAUUGAAUUAAGUCAAUUUAAUCAUUUCCAGUUUCGAUGCAUAAUACUAAAACAAGUUUAAUUAAAUAAGUACCCACUGUCUGUAGACACUAAAAAGCCUAUGUUCUACAGAGAAAAGGUAAUUAAAGAGGAUGAGCCUUUAUAUUGA
This is a messenger RNA of Paramecium tetraurelia, 531 nucleotides long. RefSeq lists its product as uncharacterized. The transcript is spliced from 3 exons. The record is from RefSeq and is a predicted model, not a curated record. NCBI's taxonomy places the organism in Eukaryota, Ciliophora, Oligohymenophorea, Peniculida, Parameciidae.